GCCCUCACUUGUUAUGCUACUGCCAGUCCUCAGCUAGCCAACUCUUAGUUACAUCCUGCUAACAUUCAAUGUGAAUCCAGUCGUAUUUGUCACAUUGAGUGAGUUGUUGGCUUAUUUUGGACAUGGUUUCGUGGUUUAGUGCGAGCCAAUGCGGUUGGGAGGGCGGUAGCUAAGUUGGCUUACGUUAGCUAACGGCAGCCAUCUUACGCGAGCAUUGUAGCCCUGGGCUAGUUGUCGAGCUGGUGUGGUAACAACAAGAUGGCCUAUUAAUACGCGCACAAGGUGGAAUUUCCGCGUCGACGCAUUUGCUCAUCGAAUAGCACCGAAAUGCUAAAUAAAGGGAUGUUUUCGCAGUAUUGCUGAGUGUCCCUCUGGUUGUCACAGCCACAGAUCAGCCACCAUUCUUCAUUUACAAGCAAGGCAUCAAUUAAAGACGCUUUCAGGUUUGCUUCCUGACAAAAGCACCAGCGCUGCGCCCAACCAAAGCGACACCUAUACCCCCAUUCUUAGUUGAGUUAUACAUCCGGCAGGAAAACGGAGGUCGUGGGGCUGGAGUGUGUUCUUAUGGCGGAGUCAGAGACUGAAUGUGACACACCCGGCCUUGACACGCUGGGGUCGGAGUGUGUCAUAGCCCACAACCACGUCGACCUUUACUAUGGAGCUGAGACGGAAAUCAUGACAGACGAAAAGCACGGCUUGGAGUUGCAGAUUCACGUAGACGGCAUCGUAGAGACGGACCAUGAUUACAUCAAGGUGGAACCUGACGAGAUCCACUGUUUUGCGAGAGCUGAGAUCAAGACGAGUGGCGAGCCCUUCCUUCUCAAGACGGAAAACGAGCACGUGGUGAAAGUGGAGUCUGAUCAUGGUGGGGAGUUGACGGUGGAGUCUGAGAAUGGCGUCAUCAUUCACGAGGCCCACGGCCUGCAGUGCAACGAGUGCGGGGAAAUCUUUGGCAGCAUAGCUGACCUCCACCAACAUUUUGAGAUCCACAAGGACCUCAACCCAUACAUCUGUGUCCACUGUGGCGAGAGCUUUGCGGUGGAGGCCAGUCUCAAGCAGCACAUGAAGAUUCACAUGAAAGAAAAGCCCUACGUCCCACCAGGCAUGGAGAUGAUGAGCAAAGACAUCAUUGACGCCUUCAGCCUCAAAUCCCAUCAGAUGAUCCACCUGCCGGACAAGCCUCACAGGUGCUCAGAGUGCGGCAAGAGUUUUGCGGCUGCAAUCACCCUCAGAGAACACAUGAAGAUGCAUUCGGAGGACAAGCCCUACAAAUGCACCCAGUGUAGGAAGAGCUUUGUCCGCAGAAGGCACCUGAAGAAGCACCAAGAGGUCCACGCCCGUGAGAAGCCAUAUACCUGCGGUCAGUGCGGCAAGGGCUUUGCCACCACUUCCAACCUGAAGCAGCACCAGAAGACCCACGCCGUCGUUGUACUCGCCGCCGACAAGCCCCAUCAGUGCACACAGUGUGGCAAGUGCUUUGCGGCCGCCACAACUUUGCGCGAGCACCAGAAGAUCCACAUGGGUGAGAAGCCGUACAAGUGCAACAUGUGCAGGAAGAGCUUUGCCCGCAAGCGUCACCUGAAGAAGCACCAACAAGUCCACGCUGGAGGGAAGCCCUACACAUGCAGACAUUGCAACAAGGGCUUCAACCACUCCUCGUCCCUCUCGCGCCAUCACAAGACCCACAAACAGGGUCCCGUCUUCUCCCCACCACAGCCUGGGAAGCCCAUGACAUUCGCCUCCCCACCAAAGCAGAGGGUGCAUCUGCAAGGGGAAAAGCCUUACAUGUGCCAUCACUGCGACAAGGGCUUCAAUCAUUCCUCCUCCCUGUCCCGUCACCAAAGAGUCCACUCCGAGGGAAAAGGCUACAACUGCGGCCACUGUGGUAAAACCUUUAACCGCUCAUCGUCCCUCGCCCGGCACCAGAGACUCCACUUGGAGAACAAGCAGCAACUGCAGCAGCCGCAGUCGCCACAUCCUGAAGUGGAGCAGUAUAGCACUAUGCCCACCCCCAAGGGAUUUGUGCAAGCUGUUGUAUCUGUGUGAAUCCAGAUUUCUGGCGUGGGACAUUUUGCCUUGGAGUGUGUGGAGACUACCUGUUAAAGUGAAAAAAGGAAUAAAUAAACGUGCUGUGUUGAAAGACACAACCAAACACUCAGGAAAGACCAAGUUGUUGAUCUUAGCAGCUUCAGUGAAACGGUGUGACUGACGCCACAUGUGAGACUGUUUUCAAUGUCAUCUGUUCACACGGUAAAACUAGUAUUCCCAGUAGGAAGACCCUUAAUUUUUUCCCCUUUUUUUAAACAGUUUGCGAAACCUGCUCAAUCUGUGUCACUUACGGAGAAAACUCACUGCAAGAUUUUUCUGAAUUGUGAUAUAUAUUUUGAGGUGGCCCUUGGCCUUGAAGAAUUGGAAAUAUUGGAGGCUGCAAAUGUCUACAUUCAUCCAUGCAGACUUUUGCUUCUCAGAAUAAAAUGAUUGGAGAGAACAAAUGUAAAUUAGAAUUCAUGUGAUUUAGGGAGGAGCAUAUUUUGGCAUUAUUGUCGGUAUUCCAAUAAAAUUAGUUGUGAGCUCAUUUUGUCUGGAUGUCUAGACAUACCCUUCUAUAUUCACUGCUUAGUGUCAUGAACAGUAACCAUGGUUAACAUCUCAAAAUUGUCAUUGCAGCUAUCCAUGAAUUUUGAGGUAUGCACCAUUUACAUGGUUGAAGUCAAUCAUAGUUGUAUUUGAUUGGGACGUCUGUACCUGAAACCCUUGGAGCUAAGUUACCAUCAUACCAGCAAGCUCCUGGCCAUGUCCUCUCGCUUUACAAAGAACAGAGACCGACAGUACAAGUUGCCUGCUGGCAAGCUGUGGCAGCAAUAACCGGCUCUGUCAAACUGGACAGGAACAGCUACUGUACUCCGAGAUCCCUAUGAGUGGAAUGAAGAUUAAACAUUAGAAAAUGUAGGCGAGUCCAAGCAUUUGCGAUAAUAAAUGUUGGAUUGAGGCGGGUGUAGCUCUUAAACCAGGAGCUCAACAAAACUAACAAAGGAAAGACCAACUACCAACUUCUCCAAUGAACAUCGACGGCUGUUCCCAUUUGUCACCAAGUGGACAAUUGUGGCCAAUAUGAAAGAUAACAAGGAUUAUAACCAGUGAAUAUCACUGAAUACCUUGACAUUGCAAUGGAAUACACAUGUCUUAUGUUAUCUCAUUUGUGAUGUGAUUUCUACAGAUUGUUCUCAUCAAAUCUUACCACACACUUGCAGCCCUGAAUGGAUACGAGAGAGAACAGUAAAAGUUGACAUUUAGAAUAUUUCUUCAUCAGGAAAGCAUGCUGUGAUGGUAGGCCGGGGUACUGAUUUCACUUGGGGGGGAAAAAAACACAUUAUUUCGGACCCGACUGUAGAAAAAAUUUGAAGAGUGAGUUUUCUCCAUAACUGGCACAUUCAAAAAAAUGUAUUAAAGGCCACCCUAAUUCCAGUUUGGGAACGGGUGGCUGAAAAUAACACAUGCUCCUUCUGUUCAGAUGAUUGCUUGAGCAGGGAUGUCUAAAAUGUGGCCUGGGGGCCAUUUGAGGCCUGCAGUUUUUUUUUUGUUUUUUUGGCCCUUGGCACAUUCUAAAAAUGAAAUUAAACAAGAAAACUUACUUUGAUUUUUCAGUAUGCGGCCGUUGGUGGAAAAAGUUUGAGCACCGCUGCCUUUUUAAAAGCCAGGAAAAUGUAUGGUUUAUAAUGAGAGCAAAUACGGAGUGGCUUUGAUGUCUGGAAUAGUGAUCUGGAAUGGAUGUUCUGCAAUUUUCAUCAAAGUUUGUAGGAAUUAAAGUAACACAAUAUUACUGGAAAAAUUAUUUCCCCCCAAAAAUGUUCUAUUUGCACAGUGAUAGUGACACAAAAAAAUUCCCCGAAAGGGACUGCAACUGGCUGAAGACUUUUUUUUUUUUUCAACCAGAACAUGAACACCACCACCAGCUAACAUGUUAUCAAUAGUGGUUUAAAAGAACAGAUUGUAUGAAAAAAUGUAUAUUUCUUCACAUCACAUUACUUGUUAAAAUGCAUUACAAAUUGUUGUAAAUUUUUGUUCGGCCUGAAUAAAAUAACACAUUCAUGGCUGUCACGGGUGUUGCUAUUCACAUGUCGUAGUGCGUCCACACACACAAGCAAUCUGUGUAACAAGAUCAACAAUUUCCAUUCAUGUAUACAUUCAAUGAUAAUGAUUGAAGCACACCAAUGUUGAAUGUUCUAAUACGUCAUCACAGACACGCCUGACUUACAUUUCUGUUAGUAUCUUUGAGCAUGGCCGCAUUGUGGCCUAGUGGUUAGCAUGUUGGCCACUGAGGAGGUCUGGAAGAUCUGGGUUUGACAUCUCUGUGAUUUUGCAUGUUCUCCCCUUGUGUGCGUGGGUACUCCGGCUUCUCCGAAACACAAACCUCUCAAUUUAUCGUCAAUCUACAUUCCUACACUCACCUAUGGUCAUGAGUUUUGGGUAGACCGAAAGGACAAGAUCGCCUGUAAAACGG
Messenger RNA from Dunckerocampus dactyliophorus (ringed pipefish), 4501 nucleotides. Its product is annotated as zinc finger protein 501-like. Gene Ontology annotation, biological process: negative regulation of transcription by RNA polymerase II. Gene Ontology annotation, molecular function: DNA-binding transcription repressor activity, RNA polymerase II-specific. Bases 565 to 2046 code for a protein of 493 amino acids. The record is from RefSeq and is a predicted model, not a curated record. Lineage: Eukaryota; Metazoa; Chordata; Actinopteri; Syngnathiformes; Syngnathidae. The transcript has 3 exons.